Nylanderia fulva is the source of this 810-nucleotide messenger RNA. Its product is annotated as U3 small nucleolar ribonucleoprotein IMP3. Gene Ontology annotation, molecular function: rRNA binding; snoRNA binding. Gene Ontology annotation, cellular component: Mpp10 complex; small-subunit processome. The record is from RefSeq and is a predicted model, not a curated record. Lineage: Eukaryota; Metazoa; Arthropoda; Insecta; Hymenoptera; Formicidae. Gene Ontology annotation, biological process: rRNA processing; ribosomal small subunit biogenesis.
UCUGUGUUUACUUGCAUCGUGUCUAUAUUAUAUAUAUCUAUGGUCUUAACCUUAUGAAUAAUCUCAAUCCGCUGAAUUGCGGUGCCGUUUUCAGGUUUCUUUCUGCUAAUACUAAUCGACAAAUUGUUAUAUUAAUCGUCUACGAUGGUGCGAAAAUUAAAAUAUCAUGAGCAAAAGUUGCUGAAGAAGGUGGACUUUUUAUCGUGGUCGGCCGACAAUAAUCUUCACGAGGUUAAGAUCUUAAAGCGAUAUUGUAUUCAGAAAAGAUCAGACUAUACAGUAUAUAACAAAUUGUCACGCGAGAUACGGGAAUUGGGUAAAAAAUUAAGGAUCGAACCAGACCAUCCUUUCCGCAUAGAACAGAGUGCUCUGUUGUUGGAGAAGCUGUACAUGAUGGGUUUGAUCUCUACCAAGUGGGACCUGUCUCAAACACAAAAAGUAACCGCCAGUUGCUUCUGUAGACGAAGACUUCCAGUUGUUAUGGUACGCAACAAAAUGAGUCAAACGAUAUCAAUGGCAACAAAGCUGAUAGAACAGGGUCAUGUCAGAGUUGGGGUUGAAGUUAUAAAGGAUCCUGCAUUUCUGGUAACAAGAAAUUUGGAAGACUUUGUCACCUGGGUAGAUACCUCUGCUAUUAGAAAACAUGUACUAGAAUACAACAAUGCGAGGGACGAUUUUGAUUUGGCAUAAAUAUGUAUGUUGAUUGAACGUGUGCUUGUAAAACUAUAUUUUUAUAAAGAAAAAUGAAUUGUUUAUUAGAUUAUUUAUAUCGUGAAUAUCUAGAAUCUAGAAUUAAAUUUUUCAACAAAG